AUGAAAGUUGUGGAGAAGAAGGAUUUGGAUCGACUCAAAAUGCAGCUGAAAGGGAUUGAAGGUGUAGCAAAAACUCUCGAAACUGAUAUCAACAACGGGAUUCCUGAUAAUGAAAAGAAGAUUGCUCGACGACGUAAAAUGUUGGGUUCCAACACAUAUAAAAAGCCAGCUCCACAGGGUUUGUUAAUAUCAAUAUGGGACUCUCUACGAGCAUUUGUGGUCUUCAAGGAAUUCGUUAGCGUUUUUGUUUCCUUUUUCCUUUUUGUUGCUGCGUCUGCCAUUGGUAGACAUAGACCCUCUCGCAAAAAGUCGAAAGCCAGCAACAACACUGUAAACCAAAUCGAAGUUUUGCGAGGUGGGAAAAUCAAGAAGAUUCCGAUAUCUGAAAUCGUUGUUGGAGAUGUAGUUUGCUUAAACAUUGAAGACAAAGUUCCAGCAGAUGGCUUGUUCUUAAAAGGGAAUAACCUGCAUGUAGACGAAUCGAGCAUGGUAGAGGAUGGUACUGAUGAUCGUGAGAGUCACAACGUGAAGAUUGACGAGACGAAUCCAUUUCUGUUUUCUGGAUCUCGAGUGGUUGAUGGUUAUGGUUGUCAGAUGGUGGUCACCUCAGUUGGCAUGAAGGCAAAAUGGUGCAAAAUCUUGAAUCAACAUAGUAGCAAGACAAGUGAUCGGGAAACCACAGUAGAAGAGCGACUGAACAGGUUUACUUACUCAAUACGUAUCAAGAUUGGUCUGCCAAUUGCCAUCAUAGGUUUUGUAAUCAUGCUCGGCAGAUACAUUUGUGGGAAAGCCACAAACAUUUAUGGACGGCGGGAAGAUUUUAUGUCUGGUCUUGCUGAUGAAAAUUAUAAAUUUUUGGAUUCUUCACUUGUGCAAUUUGUAACAACUGCCUUUACCACUAUUGUGGUUGCAAUUCCAGAAAGCUUGAGAUUUGGUGUGCAACUUACUAUCUUUUUUUCAAAGAAGAGAACGAUGGGUGAGAUGCAAAUGGUGAUAGAUCUCUCUGGUUCUGAGACUAUGGGAUCUAUAACCGCCAUUUGUACCAACAAGACAGGCACUCUAACCAUGAACCACACCAAGGUCACGAAGUUUUGGCUUGGCCAAUGCUCUUUGGAAAAAGAAGCUUCUUUUUCAAAUGUUUCUAAUCUUGUUCAAAACUUGUUACAAGAGGGAAUUGCUCUGAAUACAAGUAGUGGUAGAAAUGGUACUCCAACUGAUAAAGCAAUUCUUUCAUGGGCAAUUCAUGACUUGCAUAUAGAUAUGAAAGUGAAAAGUAGGUGCGCAAUUCUUCGUCACUGCGUUUGCCAUGAUCAAGAGGCUGCAACUUUCAGUUCACAGUCACAGUCACAGUCACAGUCACACAAGAAAUUAAGAAGUGGGAUUUUGAUGAAGAGGAUGGCAGACAACACAGAGCAUAUCCACUGGAAAGGAGAAGCAGAGGUGAUUCUAGAAAUGUGCUCAAGCUACUACGACAAGUCCGGGACCAUCAAAGAUCUCGAUGAUAGACAAAAAGAGGAAUUCCAUCGAAUCAUUCAAGGAAUGACCGAGAGCAGCCUCCAGUGCAUUGCUUUUGCUGGCGUCAGAGUUGAUUCGGAUGGAAAUCAUCAUCAAAUGCUGAAAGAAAAUGGUCUGGUACUAUUAGCACUGGUGGGUGUUACUGUCGAGGAACCAUGUCGUCCAGAAAUGAAGGAAGCCGUGAAAGAUUGCCACAAUGCCAAAGUAGAUGUCAAGAUGUUCACGGGCGACGAUGUUUCCACGGCAAAACACAUAGCCAGAGAGUGUGGAAUACUAACAGAUCCAUGCCAGGAGGGAGAAGUAAUAAAAGGUGAGGCGUUUCGUAGCUACACUUUAAAGGAAAGAGUGCAAAAAGUUGACAAAAUCAGAGUCAUGGCAAGCUCAUCUCCUGAUGAUAAACUGCUAAUGGUAAAAACCUUGAAGGAAAAAGGAGACAUUGUUGCAGUGUGUGGCAAUAGCAAAAAUGAUGUAUUGCCAAUGGUUGAAGCUGAUGUAGGAAUCUAUAUGGGUACGGAAGGCACCGAUGUAGGCAAGAAGAUCUCCAACUUCGUAAUCUUGGAUGAUAACUUUGCAGCAGUGGCCAAUGUUCUGAAAUCAAGCAUAUGCAUUUACAACAACAUACAGAAAUUCAUACAGUUCCAGCUCACUCUCAAUCUUGCUCUUCUUGAUAUCAUCUUCAUUUCAGCAGUUUUCAAAGGUGAAAUCCCAUUUAACUCGGCCCACGUAUUGUGGGUGAACUUGAUUUUGAGUACACUGGCUGCUCUGGCUCUUGCAACAGAGAAGCCCACCAAGGAGCCCAUCAAGAGGCAACCUUUGGGCCGGAAGGAGCCACUCAUAUCCAAUGUCAUGUGGAGAAACCUCUUGGGUCAAGUUGUAUACCAGAUUGUCGUGGUUUUCACACUAAUGUUCAAGGCCAAAUCAAUUUUGGGUGUUGACGAUAGUGAGGGCGAAAUUUUUUUUUUAAAAAGAAAUGCCUUGAUCUUCAAUGCUUUCAUGCUCUGCCAAGUUUUCAAUUUAUUCAAUGCAAGAAAUCUAGAGAGUAUCAAGAAGGUGUUUAAAGGAAUACACAGGGACAUUACGUUUCUACUGAUCAUUGUAAUAACCAUUUCUUUUCAGCUAGCGUUUGUGGAAUUUUUUCUGCCCAGUGACGAUGAUUAUGCAAUUAAGAGGUUGAAGAAGCAAUGGGGUAUAUGUUUUGGAAUUGCCGUCAUUUCUUGGCCUAUCGAUUGGGUCGUCAAGUGCAUACCUGUUCCAGACAAACCGCUUCUAAGCUAUCUAGGCAUAGGUUACACGCGGUGGCUCAAUGUAUGA
Ziziphus jujuba (common jujube) is the source of this 2826-nucleotide messenger RNA. Its product is annotated as calcium-transporting ATPase 12, plasma membrane-type-like. Gene Ontology annotation, molecular function: ATP binding; ATP hydrolysis activity; P-type calcium transporter activity. The record is from RefSeq and is a predicted model, not a curated record. The transcript has a single exon. Gene Ontology annotation, cellular component: intracellular membrane-bounded organelle; membrane. Gene Ontology annotation, biological process: calcium ion transmembrane transport. The coding region runs from base 1 to 2826 and encodes 941 amino acids. NCBI's taxonomy places the organism in Eukaryota, Viridiplantae, Streptophyta, Magnoliopsida, Rosales, Rhamnaceae.